Molecule: messenger RNA, 1113 nt
Organism: Talaromyces amestolkiae
Lineage: Eukaryota; Fungi; Ascomycota; Eurotiomycetes; Eurotiales; Trichocomaceae
Exons: 6
Coding region: 1-1113 (370 amino acids)
Source: RefSeq, a predicted model, not a curated record
AUGUCGAGCUCAACGAGCGGCUACUCUGCCGCGUAUCUAAAAGAGAGCAAAGGCGUAAACAUCCUGGCGCCGAUGUGGACUCUGACUAUGAUCACGACAAGCAUGGUUAUUGCUCGAAUCUAUAUUCGGGUGAAGAUAGUGAAGAAUAUGGGUCUGGAUGACUGGAUAUUUGGUCUCGCUUAUCUAGGCCUCACGACCGCGAAUGUCAUCGUCGGGUAUGGAAGACAUGCCGUGGCAUUAGAUCUUCCUCAUCUCGAAAAAGCCAUUUUGCUAAACACAGUCGGCUUUUUUUUCGGCAUUUUCUCAUUCACGAUUCCCAAGAUUGCAGUAGCUAUCAUGCUGAUUCGAAUCCUUAACCCCAGCAAACUUCACAAAUACUUCAUAAUCGGACUUGUGAGUUUUGCUGCAUGCGUGGUAUCCAUCUGCGUUGUUCUUUUGUUCACCGAGUGCGAUCCCCCUGCAUCUCAAUGGGACAAGACGAUAACCAACUAUACUUGCCGUGAUCCCUGGAUUUUGAUCGACUUUGCUGUUUUCACCGGAGCGCUUUCGGCAUUCAUUGAUUUGUACCUUUCAAUCUAUCCUGCCAUCGUUCUCUGGAAGUUGAACAUGUCCGUGAAGAAGCGACUUGCUUUGAUGUGUGCUCUUGGCCUGGGUUCCAUUGCCGCAGCUAUGGCCAUCGUCAAGUGUACGCAAUUAAAGGGUCUGGCUGACACGGCCGAUUAUACCUUUGGUACUUGGCAACUGGUUAUUUGGACAAAUAUCGAAGCAGACGUCGUCGUCAUGGCAUCGUGCAUUCCCACCCUUCAGCCCUUAUUGGAAUACAUACUUCGCAAGAGCAGAGGCACAAGCUACAACAACAAAUACUUCAACCGACUUGAGAAAGACAGCAGCGGCAUGAAUAACUCGCAGUCUAUCGAAAUGCGUGCACAUCGCAGCAACCGAAGCAAGCAGCAUAGUAUCUCCAUCACUAACGUUGAGCGAGGAGACGGCAGCCAAGAGAGCAUUCUUCCACCAGAAGCCGCCCAGAACCAGAUCCGUCGCACUGAUAAUGUGACUAUCAACUACGAGUCGCGGUCAGAGGAGCCGGCGUCAUCGAAGAUGAGGGCUUGGUAG